Molecule: messenger RNA, 2583 nt
Organism: Malassezia pachydermatis
Lineage: Eukaryota; Fungi; Basidiomycota; Malasseziomycetes; Malasseziales; Malasseziaceae
Exons: 1
Coding region: 1-2583 (860 amino acids)
Cellular component (GO): plasma membrane
Molecular function (GO): calcium-activated cation channel activity
Source: RefSeq, a predicted model, not a curated record
AUGAAGCAGGUCCGCACCGCGCUCCUGUUACUCUCCGCUACAGCGGCGACGGCGUAUGCCCAAGACGCUACCAACACCACAACAUCCACUGUAAUUUCCGCCAUUGUUCUGGCGUUGAUUCUUAGUGGUAUUUUCAUGGUGGCUUUCCUUGUUCUCCGUCCUCGCUUGCCUGCCAUUUACCAACCUAAGACCUACCGCUCGAAGCCACCUAGCCGCAACAGUGAGCCAUUGUCCAAGGGCAUUUUCAGCUGGGUCCCGCAAUUCCUUAAGACGCCGGAUAUGGAGAUUUACCGUGUGAACGGUCUGGAUGCCUACACGUUCAUUAUGUUCCUCACGCUCAUGAUCCGUAUCUUUGUGCCGAUCUGGAUUAUCUCUUGGAUUGUGCUUAUGCCUCUGUACGCGGCCAACGUGCCGAACCACGGUACUGGCUUCUUCCUUUUCACGUUCAGCAACGUCAUCAACACGUCGAAGCAGCAGCAGAAGCGUAGCGCUGGUGUGCUGAUCUUGCACUACAUCAUGAUCGCCUGGAUUUUGUACAACAUCCAUGUGAUGAUGCGCCGUUUCAUCAAGCUGCGUCAGGACUUUUUGAUCUCGCCGCACCACCGCAACUCGAACCAGGCUAAGACUUUCCUUGUGACGGGUGUCCCGAACGAGGUGCUAAGUGAGACGAAGCUUAAGCAGAUUUACGGUCAGGUGCCGGGUGGUGUGAAGAAGGUGUGGAUCAACCGCAACUUGAAGGGGUUGCCAAAGAUGGUGGAAGAGCGUGACAAACUUGUGAUUAAGCUGGAGAAGGCUGUAGCGAAGCUCAUUAAGAAGGCUGCCAAAAACGUGAAGAAGGGCAAGGCCGAGGCUGUGGAUGCGCCGGAAGGCCAUUCGCUUUCGCUCGAUGUCGCGGAGCGCUACGUGCCGGCGAAGCAGCGCCCAACGCACCGUCUUGGUAAGAUUCCGUGCAUUGGCCAGAAGGUGGACACCAUCACACACAGCCGUCAGGAACUGCGUCGUCUGAACGACGAGAUUGAGACGAUGCGUCAGCGCGUGACGAACGACUACCAGGAGUACCCGCCGCGGAGCAGUGCGUUUGUGCUGUGCAAUACGAUGAUGGGUGCCCACUUUGCCGCGCGUGCUGAGGCACACCCGGAGCCGUACCGCAUGGCCGAGCGUUACUUGGAGAUCCACCCGAAAGAUGUUGUAUGGUCGAACCUGAACUUGAACCCAUACGAGCGCAAGAUCCGCUCGGUGGGCUUCUGGGUCUUGACGUGGGCCACUGUCAUCUUUUGGUGUAUUCCGAUUGCGAUUGUCAGUUUGUUCGCUAACUUCGACUUCCUCAAGGAUAAAGUGUUCUUCCUUCAUUGGAUCAGUGCUAUUAAAGGCAUUCCCAGGGGUAUCAUUAAGGCUGUGCUGCCUACGGCUGCGCUGGCUAUUCUCAACUCUUUGCUGCCGCCAUGGCUACGUUACCUUGCGAAGCAGAGUGGUAUUCCGACCCACAACGGCAUUGAGCUGAGUCUGUUCACGCGCUACUUUAUCUUCCAGGUCAUCCAGAACUUCCUGUUCUUGACAAUUGUCUCGGGUAUCCAGGCUAACGCAACGCAGUUUGUGGACCAGUUCAAGGACCCAGCCGGCUUUGUGGCUACGAUCUCGGGUGUGAUUCCCAAGGCCUCGACGUUCUUCCUUGAGUACGUAUUCUUGCUGGGUCUUUCGGGUGCUGCGGGUAUCCUGCUGCAGAUUGUGCCGCUCAUCCUGUACUAUGCCAAGCUCUUCCUCCUCAGCUCGAGCCCGCGUACGAUCUGGCACUUGCGCAACGACAUGAGUGCGCCAGCAUGGGGUGUGCUGUACGGCUCGACGAUGCUGAUUGUCGUUCUGGCACUGUCCUACAUGGUUUUGGCACCGGUCAUGAACGGCUUCGCGUCGGUCACGUUCUUCACGUACUACCUUGCCUACCGUUACAUGUUCAUGUACGUCUACGACUGUAAGCCGCAGAACGAGACGGCUGGCCUGUUCUUCCCACGUGCCAUCAGCUUUACCUUUGUUGGUAUUUAUGUCAGCACGUUCGUCGUGGCACUCAUGUACUUCUUCAACAGCGGUGCUAACACGGCCUUUGUGGCUAUGGGUGUGCUGACUAUCCUUCUGCUGGUGCUGAUUGUCGGCUACCACUACUUCCUCAUGGACUCGUACGGCAAGCUCAUUACCGCGCUGCCACUCAUGCUCGACCAGCAGGCCGAGAUGCAGCAUGGUGGUGACGUUGCGCCGCCGGCACUGCCUGAGAAGGACCAGUACUACGCUGCGGCUGACGGUACUAUGGUCCCGGCCAGGUCGCAGAACCAUGUGCUCCAGAUGGAGGACCCCAGUGUGGAUCUCGAGAAGAAGCAGAUCGAGGAGGCCAAGACCAUCAAUGCCUUCUACCACCCCUCGCGCUUGUCGGAGCAAAUGGUUCUGUGGUACCCGAACGACAACUACGGUAUCGGUCGCUCUCAGGUGGCGGCCGACCAUGGUCUUGGCUUUGAGUCGACGACAGACAAGGCCUUUGUCAACGAGAAGUACAAGAUUGACGAGAAUGCAGAAGUGGCGCCGGGUGAAGAAGACUAA